Girardinichthys multiradiatus is the source of this 5321-nucleotide messenger RNA. It is a transcript of the gene usp46, whose product is annotated as ubiquitin specific peptidase 46. Gene Ontology annotation, molecular function: cysteine-type endopeptidase activity; cysteine-type deubiquitinase activity. Bases 451 to 1560 code for a protein of 369 amino acids. The record is from RefSeq and is a predicted model, not a curated record. Gene Ontology annotation, biological process: protein deubiquitination. The transcript has 9 exons. Gene Ontology annotation, cellular component: nucleus; cytosol. NCBI's taxonomy places the organism in Eukaryota, Metazoa, Chordata, Actinopteri, Cyprinodontiformes, Goodeidae.
CAUAUACUUGAUGGCGAUUGGUUGCAACUCAGUUAAACUUCACCGUGCAGGUUUGUGUGUGGUCACGCAGUCUUGGCAAUCAAAUCUGUAACUCUGGACCAAUCAGCAUCGGGACUUUGCCGUAGUGGGCGGGACCACAUCACUUCCUCACGCAGUGGGAUAGUUUCCUCCUGGUCGCUGCUAGCAACCUGCAGCCUAUAACUUCUCUUCUCCAGUCUCUUGUCAGUUUUUAAGCUGAGCUUCUUUCAACAUGUGUGCGAGGAUAAGGCCGGGUGGACGGUGAGCGCAGCGCGGCCCUCCGCUCGGUGUUUCCCCGGCUGCAUGGUGCUCUCCGACGCCCGGGGUUGCGGUUUGGCCUCCAGCCGCGGCUGCGAAUGAACUUCAUUUCUCAGCGUCACUCAGCUCUGUUUAUUUUAUAAAGAUGGCGGUGAGGGGGACACUGUGAACUAAAUGACUGUCAGAAACAUCGCCUCCAUUUGUAAUAUGGGCACCAAUGCCUCCGCUCUGGAGAAAGACAUCGGCCCAGAGCAAUUCCCAAUCAAUGAGCACUACUUUGGAUUGGUCAAUUUUGGAAACACAUGCUACUGUAACUCGGUGCUGCAGGCCCUCUACUUCUGCCGGCCUUUCCGGGAGAACGUGCUGGCCUACAAAGCCCAGCAGAAGAAGAAGGAGAACCUACUCACAUGCUUGGCUGACCUCUUCCACUCCAUUGCCACGCAGAAGAAGAAAGUGGGCGUCAUCCCGCCCAAGAAGUUCAUCUCCCGGCUACGAAAGGAGAACGAUCUGUUCGACAACUACAUGCAACAAGAUGCCCACGAAUUCCUCAACUAUCUGCUGAACACGGUAGCUGACAUCCUGCAGGAGGAGAAGAAGCAGGAAAAGCAGAACGGACGCCUGAAGAACAACGGCACAGCUGUCACCACUGAGGCCGAGAUGGAGAACAAGGCUGAGCCCACAUGGGUUCACGAUAUCUUCCAAGGCACGCUGACCAAUGAGACGCGCUGCUUGAACUGUGAAACAGUAAGCAGCAAAGAUGAGGAUUUUUUGGAUCUUUCUGUAGAUGUGGAGCAGAACACAUCAAUAACACACUGUCUCAGGGACUUCAGUAACACAGAGACGUUGUGCAGUGAAUACAAAUACUACUGUGAAACAUGCUGCAGCAAGCAAGAAGCACAGAAACGGAUGCGUGUGAAGAAACUUCCUAUGAUCCUGGCUCUACACCUGAAGAGGUUCAAGUACAUGGAGCAGCUGCACCGCUACACUAAGCUCUCUUAUCGGGUAGUUUUUCCACUAGAACUCCGCCUUUUCAACACAUCUGGGGAUGCCGUAAACCUGGAUCGCAUGUACGAUUUGGUGGCAGUGGUGGUUCACUGUGGAAGCGGCCCAAACAGAGGUCAUUACAUCACCAUUGUGAAGAGCCACGGCUUUUGGCUACUGUUCGACGAUGACAUAGUGGAGAAAAUCGAUGCCCAGGCCAUUGAGGAGUUUUACGGGCUUACCUCGGACAUUUCCAAGAACUCUGAGUCAGGAUACAUCCUCUUCUACCAGUCAAGGGAGUGACGCUGGUGCUAGAUCAGUGACAGAGAAAAGGCUGAAUUUUUUGUUUUUUUUAACCUUUAGCAUAAGAGACCCAGACUUUCCACAUCCACUUCCUGCUCCUCCAACCACUCCGACAAGUGUGCCAAUCCUCUUCUGGGUUUUAUAUUUUCUUUGCCUCUACUUCUCUCUCUCUGUGUUAACAGACUUUUGUCUUUUAGUCACCUGCAUCUGGACUGCACUUUAAAAAGCAAAAAUGCUCAACAGCAUGAAAGCAGUUAAGCAGGAGCUUGGUGUUGCUGCUGGGAGAGACCUACAAAUGUGAUUUUUCUACCAGAAACCUAAUAGACUGGUGGGGAGAUAUACAGACAGUAGUCAGAAACUGUACCAUAUCAGAUAUAAUUAUGGAAGGUCCAUAAUGUGCCACCCAGUCAUAAUUCCUCUCAUUAGGGCUAUUUUACCCAUUGUUCUCAUCAACUUUUUAUUUCUUUUAGCGGCUGCAGGAGACGGUAAGAUUCACAGAGAAAACUCUGCACUUCAAAAGGAUCUGAAGCAAUAUCUGAACAUUAAUCCAAAACUACGUUAACUGUAACAUAUUAGUUGAACACGAUACGAUCAGAACUUGUAACACUAACGGAGCCACAAACUCUUAACUGCACAUUCUUUUUAGAGAUGCACCGAUCAGGCUUAACCGGGCCAGUACUGAUUAGCUCUGGCCUGCUAUUCUAAUAUUGACAUAAUCUGUUUUUAAAACACAAGACUUAGAGCACCAAAAUCAGGAAGUGUGCUGCAGAUUCCCCGACAGAGGUAGCAGUUUUGAUUGCCACUGAAAAUAAGAAUUGCAUAAUCAUCCCCGUUUUGGUAUCAAAGCAUUCGCAUGUCCCUAACUUUUAACGGUUUUUAUAAAACUCAGAAAAUGCAUCAGGGUGUGUUGUUGGUUGAAAUGGAUAGAAAAUUGCGGUCGUUCUUAGUUUUGAUGCAUUUAUUCACCGAUUAGAGGUGAUUUAGAGAACAUCGCCCAGUUCCAUCCUCUUGCCGAUUGAUUGGUGCAUCUCUAAUUAUUUUCCCAUCAGACGGAUGUCUGGAAUCAGCUGAAUCUUUGUUUUUUAUUUCAACAGGUACCCACUAUUUAUUGAAAUUAUUUUAUUUAUUGUGAUGUUUUUUUCAUGCUGACUGAUACAUGAUGGUGUGUGUUAAAUGUUGUCUAAGCUCCCUGUGUUACACAACCUAAAGUUUGUGGCGUAAAAAGAUUAAUUAGGAGACGCAUUCCACAACAGUAAAACCUCUUAGUUGGUUUGAGAAAGCUAGUGCAAUAUGUGAUGUUAGUACCCAAUGUAGAAUUUCCUUAUAUAAGAGAGCAUUUGCAUCUGUUUUGGAUUGAUUUGUUUAUUCGUUAAUCAUUUUCUAGUUUUGUGUAUCUGCUGUAUCAGAGUACAGUGGAUCUCAAAAGUCUACCUGCUUGUUAAAAUGGCAGGGUUUUGUACGUGGUUGAUAAGGGAUUUUAAAAGAUUUGCCCCUAUAAUCCAAUGACAACCUAUACAAAUCAACACAAAAAGAAAUGCUUUUGUUUGAGAUUAAAAUAUUAGGAAUAAAAAACCACCAACAACCUGGUUGAGUAAAUGUGCACACACCUUUGUACCUAUACUUUGAUGAUGCACCUUUACACUGAAUUUAGACAUUCAGUCUUCUGUACCAGGAGGCUGUUGGCAUGCCGCAUCAUGACUCAGUAACACCAACCCUCUCUACGUUGCAAUAGUUAGACAUUUUUUAGAAAUUAAAGAGAUACAAUUAUUUUUCUUUUUUUUUUUAAGCUAUGAAAAGCUUUUGGAUUUUAAGGUGUUUUGAAGGGUUACCGUACAGCUUAGAGGGGCAUUAUUAUUGUGGGAGUUUUAGCAAUUAAUUCACCUGUUGAACACAACUUUAACAGUUCAAACGUGAGCGCAAAUAACCUAAUGUGAAGGCCUACCACCUUCCUCGACAGUUAUUUACAGCCAGUUGAAGGCUUCUUUCCAUGCUGGAUCUAUGCCAGACCUCCGUUUCUUCUGCUUGUUAAGCCCUCUAACAGCAGAAAUUACGUCCUUGUCUAUGACUGACAUGUCAUUUUGCUCCUCGCCAUUAGUGGAAUGACUGUCACCCGAUUUGUGGUUAGCAGCUACCGGAAGAACGUUGUGAUAUUCUGGUAUACGCUGUUUAUUCGCCCACCCUUCGAAGCUGACAUGAUUUUAGAAAGCUUUACUGUUAGCUGUCGCACAGGGACAUAGGAUGAAAGGAAGUGGGAACAGACACAGAAAUGAUACGCUCAUAAAAAAUGAGCGUAUCAAUUUCAGCCUAACGGUGACAACUUUCAGCUUAGCAGGGCGCUGGCGAGAACCCUGCUCACUGUUGUCCCAUAUAGUCUCUAAUAAUGGAUGACUGGUUUCACUACACUACGGAGCACUUUUUUGUACUCUUCUCAAGACUGGUACGAUGGUACAGUUAUUUUGUUACCUCUCCGUCAACGAUGAUGAGCUAAUUUAGGAAAAUUAAUUCUUCAAAAGAUCUGCAGUUCCUGUUAGCUUAUUCUGACUCUACGGCAGAUGCGUUUAAGACAUGCUGAAAUUGAAUCAAAAUGGGCUUUAAUAAAGUAUUAGUUUAAGGUUGGACCCAUUUUUGCAAACACGUUAUUAAAGCUUUUGUCACGUUUCUUUUUCAGUUGAAUCAUACAGGAUAUAUGUCACAUAAAGGUGGGAAUAAUGUUGACAUCAGUUAUAAUAGCCUGACUUUUACAUCUAAAAGUUGUCAUUUUGUUGGGGGGGGAGGUGCACUUUUGAGAUCCACUUAAAUGAUUUUCUUUAACACAUCCCACCUAUUGGGAAAUAACUACAAUCGUUUCAAUACUGCACAUAGAUUUCUUUUCCUUUUUCCUACAUUACACACCAGCUCCCUUGUUUCAUCUUGGCUUGUCUGAGGUUUUUAUAUGUAGCACACUAGAAUCCUAAAGGUUAAGGAUCCUUGUGAAUCCUUUGGACUGUAGAUUUUCCUCCAUUAGGAGUUUUGUUUUGGCUAUUUCUUGUAGAUUAUUUUAAGAUCAAGCAUUUUUUAUGUUUUUGACAUUCCUGUUUGCUGCACGUGAGAGGGAAUCAACAUUUCACACAUCAUAAUUAAGAGGUAGGAUCAUUUAUUAGAUUAGAUUAGUCUGGAUGUUUGGUACACUCGGUCAUGCUCUCUCUUGCUCUCUUGAGUGGAUGAAAACGUGCCAAAUUGGAUUUAGUACUGACUUUGGAGCCAUUAUUAUUUUCUUCUUGAAGACACACUUGCAUUCUUAUAAAUUAUGUAGAAGAGUACCUCUAGGACAAGGAAAUAUUUUUUUAGAUAAAGAUCUCUAAAUGGCAAAGAAUAAGCUCGCUGUUUUACAAUCACAACUACAUCAAAGGAAUGUGCCGAUGCUCACAUUUGUCACAUUGUUCUAAUAACUGGGUUCAGACUAAAAAACUGUCAGGAACAUAUUUGAGGAUAACCAGACUCGUAACAUGCUGAGCUUCCAUUAACUUAUGCACUCUUCCUCACUGGGAUGCUCAGUUAUUUCCUCUGUGUGUGUGUCUUGUUGUCCUACUAAAGACCUGCACCAUGUUGGACAUGACUGAGUGUCUGUGAGGGGAAAGAGGAGACAACUAGGAGUCUCCAUGUGGCAGUUAAUUGAAAGUGCACUUUAUUAGUGACGAGCUUCUAUGCUUUAACAAGAUGAACCACAGUGUAACACCCUCACAAUGACUUUUUCUUUUUGUUCAAUAAAAUUAUGAACCGAC